Molecule: messenger RNA, 7497 nt
Organism: Brienomyrus brachyistius
Lineage: Eukaryota; Metazoa; Chordata; Actinopteri; Osteoglossiformes; Mormyridae
Gene: cad
Product: carbamoyl-phosphate synthetase 2, aspartate transcarbamylase, and dihydroorotase
Exons: 43
Coding region: 371-7048 (2225 amino acids)
Biological process (GO): L-arginine biosynthetic process; 'de novo' pyrimidine nucleobase biosynthetic process; L-glutamine metabolic process
Cellular component (GO): carbamoyl-phosphate synthase complex; cytoplasm
Molecular function (GO): amino acid binding; metal ion binding; aspartate carbamoyltransferase activity
Source: RefSeq, a predicted model, not a curated record
GCUGUGACAAACUUGCGCGCCGUGGCGGCAGAGUUUGGCUGUGGGGGGGCUAAGCGUGUUCAGCACACGGUUGAAAUUCGGGACUGGUGGCUUUGCAUCUAUCGGAGCGGGAAGUCCUGAAUUAUACCGGGUCAUAUGAAAUAGAUCUUUUCUAAGCAUUUAUUUCAUUUAGGCAGGUUGCAAGACAGCAGGUUAGGCGGAGUAUAAAAUAAUUCCGGCGGCGUGCUUUUCACGUGGGUUUGAUGCAACAACGGCGGAGGGAUAAAGACAGAUAAAGUAGCUCAAAUUUCCCGGGCGAAGAAGUUUUUGUUUUAUGUAGGAAAUCCACCGUAUUUCUUUUAGGGGAUAUAUAAAUACGCAGGUAGGUAAAAUGACAGUUCACAUGGGAUCUCUUAUUUUAGAAGAUGGAUCUGCCUUCAAAGGCCGCCUAUUCGGGGCUGUCACUUCGGUCUCUGGCGAAGUCGUAUUCCAGACAGGUAUGGUGGGCUAUCCAGAAGCUCUCACUGAUCCAUCCUACAAGUGUCAGAUCCUGACAUUGACCUACCCGAUGGUGGGUAACUAUGGCAUCCCCAGCGACGAAGACGGGGAGUAUGGACUCAGCAAGUGGUUUGAGUCUUCGAAGAUCCACGCUGCUGCUCUUAUCGUUGGAGAGAUUUGCCAGAAUCCAAGUCAUUGGAGCUCCACAAAGUCUCUGGACCAGUGGCUGAAAGAGCAAGGAAUUCCCGGACUUGAAGGUAUUGACACAAGGUGCUUGACGAAGAAGAUUCGAGAAAAGGGGACCAUGCUGGGGAAGUUGGUGGUGGACGGUACCCCUGAGGCCACUGUUCCCUUUGACAACCCUAACCAGAGGAAUAUGGUGAUGGAAGUCUCAGUAAAGGAACCCAGAGUCUUCAACCCCAGUGGGGUCGUGCGGAUCACUGCGGUGGAUUGCGGUAUCAAGUACAACCAGAUUCGCUGCCUGUGCCAGAGAGGGGCGCGUGUUACCAUCGUUCCCUGGAAUCACCCACUGGACAGCGCAGACUUUGAUGGGCUGUUUAUCAGCAAUGGGCCCGGUGAUCCUCAGUUCUGCAAAGAAACUGUUGAGAACAUGAAGAAGGUUCUGUGUGCAGAGAACCCUAAGCCUGUCUUUGGCAUCUGCUUGGGCCAUCAGCUGCUCUCCCUGGCUAUCGGGGCUAAGACCUACAAAAUGAAGUAUGGAAACCGUGGCCACAACCAGCCCUGUAUCCACAAUGGAACGGGCCGCUGCUUCAUUACCUCCCAGAACCACGGAUUUGCAGUGGACCCGGGCACUCUCCCCUCGGACUGGGAUGUGCUCUUCACCAAUGCCAAUGACCAGACGAGCGAGGGCGUUGUGCACAACACCAAGCCCAUGUUCAGUGUGCAGUUCCACCCGGAACACAUGGCAGGCCCUACGGAUUUGGUCGGCCUCUUUGAUGUGUUCCUGGCCCUGAUCACUGACUUCAAACAGGGCAAAGUUGGGAAGCCAGUGAAGGAAAGGCUGACUGAACACCUCACCUACACUGGAGCCCCCAAAAUGAAUGACUUUUUGCGCCCCCGGAAAGUGCUGAUCCUGGGCUCGGGUGGCUUAUCCAUUGGCCAGGCUGGGGAGUUUGACUAUUCUGGCUCUCAGGCCAUAAAGGCACUGAAGGAGGAGAACAUCCAAACGGUCCUCAUCAAUCCCAACAUUGCCACAGUGCAGACCUCCAAGGGGCUUGCUGACAAGGUGUACUUCCUUCCCAUCACCGCAGAGUAUGUCACUCAGGUUAUAAAAAACGAACGUCCCGAUGGGGUACUGCUCACCUUUGGGGGGCAGACCGCUCUCAACUGUGGGGUGGAACUGACGAAGCAGGGUGUUCUCGAGCGCUAUUCUGUCCGGGUGCUGGGGACGCCUGUGGCUUCCAUCGAGAUGACGGAGGACCGCAAGAUCUUUGUGGAGAAGAUGGAGGAGAUCAAUGAACAUGUGGCGCCUAGUGAAGCGGCCAUGUCCGUUGAACAGGCAGUGGCGGCUGGCGAGCGCCUGGGCUUCCCCGUGCUGGUCCGCUCCGCUUUCGCCCUCGGCGGCCUUGGCUCAGGCUUCGCCAACAACCGGGAGGAGCUGAUGACGCUGGUCACACAGACCUUCGCGCACACCUCCCAAGUGCUAAUCGACAAGUCCCUCAAAGGUUGGAAGGAGAUUGAGUAUGAGGUUGUCCGGGACGCCUACGAUAACUGCGUAACGGUGUGCAACAUGGAGAACAUAGACCCCCUGGGCAUCCACACAGGAGAGUCCAUAGUGGUGGCGCCCAGCCAGACACUCAAUGACCACGAAUACAAUAUGCUGAGGAACACCGCCAUCAAGGUCAUCCGCCACCUUCGCAUUGUGGGGGAGUGCAAUAUCCAAUAUGCGCUCAAUCCAGAGUCUGAGCAGUAUUACAUCAUAGAGGUAAACGCACGCCUGUCACGAAGCUCUGCCUUAGCAAGUAAGGCAACUGGAUACCCCCUGGCAUACGUGGCAGCUAAACUCGGCCUCGGUAUUCCGCUUCCCGUCCUCAAGAAUUCAGUCACCAACUCCACCACGGCCAAUUUUGAGCCUAGUCUGGAUUAUUGUGUGGUCAAGGUGCCUCGCUGGGACCUGAGCAAAUUUCUGAGAGUCAGCACUAAGAUCGGCAGCUCCAUGAAGAGUGUCGGGGAGGUCAUGGCCAUUGGCUGCAACUUUGAGGAAGCCUUCCAAAAGGCCCUAAGAAUGGUGGAUGAGAACUGUGUUGGUUUUGACCACACCAUCAAACCCGUCUCCGAUCAGGAGCUGCAGACCCCCACGGAUAAGCGCAUUUUUGUGCUGGCCGCUGCGCUUCGCGCUGGGUAUUCCGUCGAUUGCCUGUACGAGCUGACGAAGAUCGACCGCUGGUUCCUGCACAAGAUGAAAAACAUCGCCGAUCACGAGAAACUUCUGGAGUCCUUCCGCCAGGAAGGAACUACCAUUCCUCCGGAGGUCCUUAGGACAGCCAAGCAGUUGGGCUUCUCGGACAAGCAGAUCGCCCUAGCUAUACAGAGCACAGAGCUGGCAGUGAGGAAGCUCCGUCACGACUGGAAGAUCCUUCCAGUGGUGAAGCAGAUCGACACGGUGGCGGCUGAGUGGCCGGCCCACACCAACUACCUGUACCUGACUUACCAUGGUAUAAAGAGUGACCUGACCUUUGGGGAGCCACAUGUCAUGGUCAUUGGGUCUGGCGUUUACCGCAUCGGCAGCAGCGUGGAGUUUGACUGGUGUGCCGUGGGUUGCAUCAUGGAGCUCCGUAAGAUGGGUUACAAGACCAUCAUGGUGAACUACAACCCAGAAACUGUCAGCACAGAUUACGACAUGUGCAACCGACUCUACUUUGAUGAGAUCUCAUUUGAGGUAGUGAUGGACAUCUAUGAGAUGGAGAACCCUGAAGGGAUCAUUCUGUCCAUGGGGGGUCAGCUGCCCAACAACAUCGCGAUGGCGCUCCACCGACAGCAGUGCCGUAUCCUGGGCACCUCGCCCGAGUUCAUUGACUCUGCAGAGAAUCGCUUCAAAUUCUCCAGGAUGCUGGACACCAUUGGCAUCAGUCAGCCACAGUGGAAGGAGCUUGCAGAGACGGAGUCGGCUAUGCGUUUUUGUGAGACCGUCGGCUACCCUUGCCUAGUGCGGCCCUCCUACGUGCUGAGCGGGGCUGCCAUGAAUGUGGCGUACUCUGACAGCGACCUAGAGAAAUACCUCAGCAAUGCAGUGGCUGUGUCCAAGGAGCAUCCUGUAGUGAUCUCCAAGUUCAUCCAGGAGGCCAAGGAAAUUGACGUGGAUGUGGUGGCAUGCGAUGGUGUAGUCGUUGCCAUGGCGAUCUCGGAGCACGUGGAGAAUGCAGGCGUUCACUCGGGAGAUGCCACAUUGGUCACCCCACCUCAAGACCUCAAUCAGAAGACCAUGGAGCGCAUCAAGAUGAUUGUGCAUGCCAUUGGCCAGGAGUUACAAGUGACUGGUCCUUUUAACCUGCAGCUUAUUGCUAAGGACGACCAGCUGAAGGUGAUCGAGUGUAAUGUCAGGGUCUCGCGUUCCUUCCCCUUCGUCUCAAAGACACUCGGGGUGGAUCUUGUGGCCCUGGCAACCCAAGUCAUCAUGAGAGAAGAGGUGGAGCCUGUAGGGCUGAUGAAAGGAACAGGGAUCGUUGGAGUCAAGGUCCCGCAGUUCUCGUUUUCACGCCUCGCGGGAGCUGAUGUGGUACUGGGGGUGGAGAUGACCAGCACUGGUGAGGUGGCCUGCUUUGGAGAGGACCGCUACGAGGCCUACCUGAAGGCCAUGCUCAGCACUGGCUUCAAGAUCCCCAAGAAGAACAUCCUCCUCUCCAUUGGAAGCUAUAAAAACAAGAGUGAAUUGUUGCCCACAGUCCAGGCUUUGGAGAGCCUCGGGUACAACCUUUAUGCCAGCUUGGGCACAGCGGACUAUUACACGGAGCAUGGAGUGAAGGUGAUGGCAGUGGACUGGCCCUUCGAAGAGGAGUCAGACUGUCCAACCAAAGAGAAGCAGAGGAACAUCAUGGAUUACUUGGAGGAGAACCACUUUGAUAUGGUCAUCAACCUGUCCAUGAGGAAUUCUGGCGGCCGCCGCCUCUCUUCCUUCGUCACCAAGGGAUACCGCACGCGCCGCAUGGCCAUUGACUACUCCGUGCCUCUCAUCAUAGACAUUAAGUGCACCAAGCUCUUUGUCCAGGCUCUUCGUCAGAUUGGGCACGCGCCGCCGGUUAAGACCCACAUAGACUGCAUGACAUCACAGAAGCUGAUUCGCUUGCCAGGUCUCAUAGACGUGCACGUCCAUCUGCGUGAGCCGGGUGCCACCCACAAGGAAGACUUCUCAUCUGGCACUGCCGCUGCCCUCGCGGGUGGCAUCACCAUGGUGUGCGCCAUGCCCAACACGACGCCUGCGGUCAUUGAUGCCAACUCUCUUGCCACAGUCCAGAAGCUGGCCAAGGCUGGUUGCCGCUGUGACUAUGCCUUGUACCUGGGCGCUUCUUCAGACAACGCCACUCUCCUGCCCACCAUCGCCAGUUCGUCGGCCGGUCUGAAGAUGUACCUGAAUGAUACUUACUCUACGCUAAAGAUGGACAAUGUGUCUCUCUGGAUGGAGCACUUUGAGAAGUGGCCGGCACACCUUCCCAUCGUGGCACACGCAGAGAAACAGACCGUGGCUGCCAUCCUCAUGGUGGCACAGCUGUACCAGAGACCUGUUCACAUCUGCCACGUUGCCAAGAAGGAAGAGAUCUUCAUCAUCCGAGCCGCCAAGCAGAGGGGCAUCCAGGUGACGUGUGAGGUGGCCCCCCACCACCUCUUCUUGUGUGAGGACAACGUGGCGGACAUUGGGGAGGGCCGGGCCCAGGUGCGCCCCAUGUUAGGCACGAGAGAAGACAUGGAAGCUCUGUGGGAGAAUCUGGAUAUCAUCGAUUGCUUCGCCACAGACCACGCCCCUCACACAGUGAAAGAGAAGGACACAGAGAACCCGCCACCAGGGUACCCUGGCUUGGAGACAAUGUUGCCCCUGCUACUUACAGCAGUAAGCAAGGGCCGCCUCACCAUCGAGGACAUCGUCAAGCGUCUGUAUGACAACCCGCGUAGGAUCUUCUCCCUGCCACCCCAGGAGAACACAUAUGUGGAGGUGGACCUGGAGCAGGAGUGGACCAUUCCUAGUCACAUGCAGUUCACAAAGUCUAAAUGGACACCCUUCAAGGGCAUGAGUGUGAAGGGUAAAGUGAGGAGGGUUGUGCUGAGAGGGGAGGUCGCCUACAUUGAUGGACAGGUGUUGGUGGCCCCUGGGUAUGGGCAGGAUGUGAAGACUUGGUCCAAAGUAGGGCCUCCAGUGCCAGCCUCAGAGCUGGUGAAGGACAUCCCAAAGACUCCAGAGUGCCAUCGGCAGGCUGCUCAGUGUGAGAUCAUGCGCACACGUGCCCCCAGCCCCAGGCGGACUGCAGAGUGCCGAUUUGCACUCCCACCCCGUGUCCACCGGGCCUCUGACCCUGGCCUGCCCCCAGACGUGGCGAUGUCAGCGGAGACCGCUGCUCACCCCCUGCCAGUGUCCCGGAUCCUGUCACCGCAACACGGGAUUCCCACGGCCGUGACCCACACUCAGUUGUCACCUCUACUGCACCCCCUGGUGGCUCAGCACAUCCUGUCCGUUAAGCAGUUCAGCAAGGACCAGAUGUCCCACCUGUUUAAUGUGGCUCAUACGCUCCGCUUGAUGGUGCAGAAGGAGAGGAGUCUUGACAUUUUAAAGGGUAAGGUGAUGGCCUCGAUGUUCUAUGAGGUCAGCACGCGCACCAGCAGCUCCUUCGCAGCCGCCAUGCAGCGUCUAGGUGGCUCUGUCGUCCACUUCUCCGAGUCUACCUCCUCCACCCAGAAGGGCGAGUCCCUGGCCGACUCGGUGCAGACCAUGAGCUGCUAUGCCGACGUGCUGGUGUUGCGGCACCCGCAGCCGGGGGCUGUGGAGAUGGCGGCAAAGCAUUGCCGCAAGCCGGUGAUCAAUGCGGGCGAUGGAGUCGGCGAACACCCCACUCAGGCACUACUGGAUAUUUUCACCAUCCGGGAGGAGCUCGGCACAGUUAACGGCAUGACCAUCACCAUGGUUGGAGACUUGAAGCAUGGUCGCACGGUCCACUCCCUGGCCAGGUUACUCACCCAGUACAGGAUCACCCUUCGUUACGUGGCCCCAAAGAACCUACACAUGCCCCCGGAAAUCAUUGAAUAUGUGGCAUCUAAGGGGAUCAAACAAGAGGAGUUUGACAGCAUUGAAGAGGCGCUUGCGGACUCUGAUGUCCUGUACAUGACCCGAAUCCAGAAAGAGAGGUUUGCUUCUGAGGAGGAGUACGAUGCAUGCUUCGGUCAGUUCAUCUUGACUCCACACAUCAUGACGGGAGCUAAACGCAAGAUGGUCGUCAUGCACCCUCUUCCUAGAGUCAAUGAGAUCAGUGUUGAAGUGGACACAGAUCCUCGGGCUGCAUAUUUUAGGCAGGCGGAGAACGGCAUGUACAUCCGUAUGGCCCUCCUUGCCACCGUUCUAGGACGGUAAAGUAGGGGGAGACCAUCCACCAUCCAAGGGAGAAGAAUUGCUGCUCAUGAAAAGACCACUGUUAAUGCGGUUAAAUGAGAAACCUAUUUUUUACUCAUUUGAUGUACAACAGAUUCCAGCCGUUCCUAAUUAAACUUAGGCAACUAAGUAAUAUGACUAUGCCUCUCCAAUGGAAAAACAAACGUAAAUCCAUUGAUAGCUACACAACAUGGCUGUAUUUCAGAAUCUAUUCUAGCUUUUGUACUUGUAAGUUGGAUUUUUAAAGCUUUCUGCGAGAAUUGGCAAUGAAGACUUAAAUGAUUAUUAGAAGGGAACUGGACUAAUUUAAAAUUUCUGUUCUUUCAUUUCUUAAUAUUUUUGGCAGUGAUCCUUUUACUUGCACUUCAAGUGUAAUGUCAUUUUUGGGUUGUUGGGAGGAGGGAGAAGCGUUUAUAAAAGGCCUAUAUGCA